AUGUGGCAUGCUUUUGCAGCUAUAGGAACUGAAAUGAUCAUCACUAAAGCAGGACGGCGCCUUUUCCCUACUAUUGAUAUCCAUACAAGUGGUCUCGAUCCGAAUGGAUUUUACUCUAUCAAGGUGGACAUCGCUGCAGCGGAUGACAACCGCUAUAAAUAUGUAUCUACAACCGGAUGGGUUGCAGCAUCAAACGGGAAUAGAGUAAAUCAUAUAGCUGAUCAGGUAGUUUUUGGGGAAUGUGAACACCCAAACUCUCCAAAUUCUGGUAAAUUUUGGAUGAGUUGCGAAACCAUUAGCUUUAAAAAGCUAAAAUUGAGCAACAGCAAAGAACACUACAAGAAAAGCGAUUGCAUUGUACUGAAUUCAAUGAGAAGAUACCAGCCAAGAAUUGUGAUUAGCAAAUGGGAUCGCGAUCAUACUGCUCCGGUCGAUACAAAAAUUAUAAUCUUUCCAGAAACGAGAUUUUAUGCGGUCACUUGCUACCAAAAUGGCCAGAUUACCAAUCUGAAAAUUCGCUAUAAUCCAUUUGCGAAAGCUUUUCGAGAU
Molecule: messenger RNA, 549 nt
Organism: Trichoplax adhaerens
Lineage: Eukaryota; Metazoa; Placozoa; Uniplacotomia; Trichoplacea; Trichoplacidae
Exons: 4
Biological process (GO): regulation of transcription by RNA polymerase II; cell fate specification; positive regulation of DNA-templated transcription
Cellular component (GO): nucleus
Molecular function (GO): RNA polymerase II cis-regulatory region sequence-specific DNA binding; DNA-binding transcription factor activity, RNA polymerase II-specific
Source: RefSeq, a predicted model, not a curated record